Molecule: messenger RNA, 1158 nt
Organism: Notolabrus celidotus (New Zealand spotty)
Lineage: Eukaryota; Metazoa; Chordata; Actinopteri; Labriformes; Labridae
Gene: ndufaf3
Product: NADH:ubiquinone oxidoreductase complex assembly factor
Exons: 5
Coding region: 65-718 (217 amino acids)
Biological process (GO): mitochondrial respiratory chain complex I assembly
Cellular component (GO): mitochondrial inner membrane
Source: RefSeq, a predicted model, not a curated record
GAAUAUCUUGGUUCAAAGGGAAGUAUUGUCAGGACCACUAAUGCGUUAAAAAAAAAAUCGCUCGAUGUUGCGUUACACAACACCGGAAAUAAGCGGCUGGUGUAGCAGUGAAUUGUGUCCCCCCUGUCUGUCGCCGACUGGAGUGAGUUACUUUGUGAACAUGGCGAGCGCAGUGUGUGCCAGACUCCUGCUCAAGAGAUCAACACAGGGGUCUAUCUUCUCUAGGACAGUGCCCGCUCUCUCAUCCCCGUUUCUGUCUCGUGCGCAUCGAUUGGGUCCCAGUGAUGAUGAAAUGUACCAGCGUACAACGGUGUCUGUCAUGCAAAAGGAGCCGGGAAGCGGCAUUAUGAUCCACAGCUACAGUUCUCAUGGAUUCAACAUCGAUGGUAACAGAGUGUUCGGGCCCUGUGCUGUACUGCCUCCAGCCAUCCUGCAAUGGAAUGUUGGCAGUCAUAAAGACAUUACAGAAGAAAGUGUUUCACUUUUUCACAUGCUUGAACCAAGAAUAGAGAUUCUGGUGCUGGGGACAGGCGCACGCGUUGAACGAAUCAACCCCUCAGUCCUCGCUCUAUUUAAAAAGAAAGGCAUCGCUUUGGAGGUGCAAGACACGCCAAAUGCAUGUGCAACCUUCAAUUUCUUGACCAGUGAGCGGAGAGUUGUAGCUGCAGCUCUGAUCCCUCCACCUGUCAGCACUGCGCUGGAAGUGACACAGGAAUAAGUGUUGUGAUGUCAUCACAAACGAGGACUGAUUUCUUGCAGAUGAAGAUUAUAGAGGUUCACGAAUGACCUGAGACCUGUGGGAUAUUUGUUCAUCCUCUGCAAAAAGCUUCUAAAAAGAUCAAGUCGGUGACAUCCAGCUCUGAAACACGAAGAAAAACUAGACUAUAACUCUUAUUCUUUGAGAUUGAAGUGUUAAAGAUGCUGUAGUGACCCAGUGAACUGAGCGGGAAGCUGGUUUGAUUCCCGAAGUGGACAGCAGUGUCACAAUCAGGUGACGCUUUCAGGCAGCUUGGGGGUGUGAGUUUGUAUGAGUGGAAUAUGCACAAGUGCUUAGUUUAAUGUAAUUAAGGAAGUCCAUUAAGAAUAAUAAGACUGUAAUAAAGUGUAAAGAAAUACUUUUACUGAGCAUAAAAUAAGUAUUAAAAGUGUUAUAUGUAA